Colletotrichum destructivum is the source of this 1859-nucleotide messenger RNA. Its product is annotated as Putative phosphatidylinositol-specific phospholipase C, X domain-containing protein. The transcript has a single exon. NCBI's taxonomy places the organism in Eukaryota, Fungi, Ascomycota, Sordariomycetes, Glomerellales, Glomerellaceae. Gene Ontology annotation, biological process: lipid metabolic process. Gene Ontology annotation, molecular function: phosphoric diester hydrolase activity. The record is from RefSeq and is a predicted model, not a curated record. Bases 740 to 1795 code for a protein of 351 amino acids.
UCUUGCCCUUGGUAAUGCCUUAAACACCAGCCUGCUACAUGAUGCCAGGCCCACCCCAAUGAAGCACCUCUUUUGGUCUUCACCAUCUCGAAGUUGACAAUGGCUAUGAUGACUUUUCAGGGGCAAAAGAAGGGGAGACGGAAGGGGCACCAACGCUAUGAACCUCCCGCGUCCCGACCAGAGGCGACCUGAAGCCCGGAACAACGUUGGUGCGGUCUUCCAAUCUCAUGCGGCAACACGUGGGCAAAUCGGAGCCUCUGGAAAGCAUCCGACUUGAACGUCACCCCCUGACUUCACCUGACUUUUGAAAAGAGCGUUGAACAGAUUGCAAAGAGCGACAAGUUUCGUGUUCUUGCUGCCCUUUUCCGAUACUCUCUGUUUUUCUUUCGUAUUUUUCUUCUUAUUCUUCCGCCGUUUCUGUUUGCUCCUGUCUUGGUCGUUCGUCUUCGUGUUUCCUUUCUGAGUGUGUUUCUUAGGUCACGCGUUGCAGUUCACUUCGGGGUGGGCUUCCGUGGAUGGAGACUUUGCCCAGACCGUGAACGACCUCCGUCAUCCGCGUCUCACGCCGUCGCCGUGUAUCGCGGACUUCUCGGGCCUCAUCCCGACCUCCCUCAUCACACCGCGACCUCACUGCGAUCUCACUCGCUCACAUCAGCCAGUGUCACUCACUCACCCACUGCCACUGAUCCCCUCACUCACUCACUCUCAUCCUCACCAACUCACCACUCACUCCGCCAAGAUGCGUUUCCACUGCAUGCCCCUGCUCUACGUCAUCGCCUUCUUCAUCCUCAUCUCGGGCCUCUUCUCCGUCCUGCUCUCUCUGGCGCCGUGCUUCGUUAAGUCCAAGAACCACUGCUACCGCGGCUAUGAGUCUCACUACUCCUUCGACGUCGACCGCGCCGACCACGCCGAGUGGAUGCGCGCCAUCCCCGACGACGCCAACCUCACCAGCCUCUCUAUCCCUGGCACGCACGACACCAUGACCUACGACCUCGACAACCAGGUCUUCCAGUGCCAGAACCACAACCUCUCGGCCCAGCUGCACGCCGGCAUGCGUUACCUCGACAUCCGCGGCCGCCUCGUCAACGACUCGAUCGACAUCUACCACGCCUCCAUGCCCACCGGCCAUUCCUAUACCGAGGUCCUGCUCACCGUCUUCGACUUUCUCGACGACCACCCCAGCGAGACCGUCGUCAUGCGCCUCAAGGAGGAGGGCCGGCCCCUCGGCGCCAACACCAUGACCUUUGAGGACGCCUUCAACUUCUACCUGCACAACUCCACCGCCACCUCCUCCGGCGCCAAGUCCCACUUCCGCAAGCACGACCCGCGCAAGCCCUACCCGACCCUCGGCGCCCUCCGCGGCAAGAUCUUCCUCCUGCAGAACUUCCCCUCCAAGGGCCCCGAGAGCCCCUACGGCGUCGUCUGGGCAUCGGCCGACAUGGUCCUCGAGGACCUCUGGAUCAUCCCGAGCGUCGAGCACCUCUACAUGAAGUGGGAGGCCAUCGAGAACGCCCUGCGCCGCGCCGCCACCGCCGGGGACCACGCCAACCGCGUCCUGUACCUCGCCCACCUGAGCGCCUCGGUCGGCGUGCUGCCCAUCGAGGCCGCCGCGGGGAACCUGAACCGCACCGUCGCCGGCAUGAACGACCGCACCGGCGACUGGCUCGCCGCCACCGCCGACCGCGGCGACAGCGGUAAGACGGGCGUCGUCAUCAUCGACUUCCCCGGCAAGGAACUUGUCGACCAGGUGCUGGCCCGGAACCGGCCCUUGACGGACCGCGGCGCCGAGUUGUGAGCCGGGCCGGAUCGCCCGGCCAGCUGGUUCGGGGUUUUCUUCUGUAGGGUCCAGUAAUACCAUC